Molecule: messenger RNA, 3847 nt
Organism: Seriola dumerili (greater amberjack)
Lineage: Eukaryota; Metazoa; Chordata; Actinopteri; Carangiformes; Carangidae
Product: RNA exonuclease 1 homolog
Exons: 16
Coding region: 1-3612 (1203 amino acids)
Cellular component (GO): nucleus
Molecular function (GO): nucleic acid binding; exonuclease activity
Source: RefSeq, a predicted model, not a curated record
AUGUUUCCCUCGUCUGGUCUUUUUGCUGAUAUAAACUGUCCUUUCUCCAAACGUAGGAUUUGUGAGCGGCCUCACUGUCCAUACAAACAUGCCACAGAAGUGCGGGACAUAUUUGGUGCCUCGUAUAAAUCACCGAUAGUCGACUCAGCAGGAGGCCAAAAUGGCAACCCAUUACCAGUGAGUGAUGAGACCAGAGAUGUCUGCCUCCAGGAGCUGGAGCGCCUCAGCAAGGAAAUUGAAACUGUAACGCACGAGGUGGAGCAGGAGCAAAGGCGACUGUCACUCUUUCAGACUGUACAGGCAGAUGGCAGAAGCACUACACCAAAUUUUUCUGUUUCAAAGUCUGAGAUUGCAGGUAAAUGUGUAGAUAAAGGUUCUUAUGCACAGUCUUCAUCCAUAGACAAGACGUCCUCCAGACCGAAAAAGUACGUGGUUGACAACUCAAAACCAAGGACUGAUUUGGAGUAUGACCCCCUGUCCAACUUUUCUGCUGACUUACGGUCUUACAGCUCAUCAGGUAAGGAGCAGAAGGUGAAAAAUGGACAAGGUUUGAAAAGAGAAAGAGACUCUGUAUCUUGUGACCAAAAGAAGCCAGUCUCUCAGGCUCAGCUUUCCCAAUCGCCAUCCCCACAACCACUUGAUGACUCUAAUGAAGACUGCGUCCUGGUUAUUGACAUUCCUCCCUCGCCUGACAAAAAAAGAGGUCGAACUCAGAAACUUGUUGAUUGUAUUUCUGGCAAAUCAGACGGUGUAACAGGAGAAUUAAAGUCGCUCGAAACAGCACCUGCUUUACUUGAUUCUCCACCAAUAUACCUUACAAAUGCUGAGGCAUGCCAGGUCACAACUCCAUGUGCAUCUACUCUUUAUGAGAACAAAGGGUGUGAAAACACAUCAGUUGAUGGGAAUGUAAUUGACUUAACUGGAUGUUUAGAAGAUCUGGGAAGUGAAUGUCAGAAAAUCACUUGUCAGGCUGCUGAAACAGAAGUGGAGAACUGUCCUGAACCUGCGAGUCUUCCUGCCUCCUCAGACCAACAAGAUAAGAGUUGGAACAAUAUUGGGGCGGAAGAGGAAGAAAACACGUCUCAGGUUGAAUUGCCUCAGUGUGAGCUGUCCUCUAGUGUUGAAAAAAUGAAUCCACUGCAGCCUUAUAACUUUCCAUCAAAGAAUUCAAUUUUUUAUAAUGCUCAAGCUGCAAACUCAGACUCCCCAUGCAGGCAACACAACAAGCAAGCCCAGACCACGGAGCCAUCAGCUCAGAACAGAGUUCAUAACCACUGGUCUCCCAAGCAAAGUGUACCAACACUGGUGCCAGGUAGCCAGAAAAUGUCAAGCAAAAUCCCAGGACAGAUACAGGACAAAGCCAUCAUUAACCACACCUCAUCUGUAAGGUAUGUGGAGCAAGCAGUACCAACUCCAGACAGCAUGCGGUUUCAAACUCACCACCCUUCAUCAAUGUAUGUCAACUCACAUUUGACUAACGGGGAUGAAUCAUCAUCUGAACCCACUGAGCAGCUUGUGAGGGCAGAUAAUGAAGAGGUUAUCAUCAUCUCCAGCUCUGAGGAGGAAGAGCUCAACUACUCAGAUGUAGAGCUGUCAGACAGUGACCCAAUGGAAGAAUGCUACAGGAUCUUCAUGGAGGCAAAUAAUGAGGAUAAGGGAAAAGAAGAGCAACCCAGUGUGUCCGUUGGCAUUAUCGAUGUGCAGAAGCCACAGUUAAAUGUCACACCCCCAGCAUUACCAGGAAAGAAGAGGGUUGCUCAUGAAGCUAAACAUACAGAGCAACCAGCGGCAAAGAGCAGACCUCAGCCCCAGGUUUUGGUCCCCCUGCGUGGGCCAGCAGCUUCGGGAUUUGUUUCCCAAUCCUCUGUCAAUUCCAAGAUCCAGCAGGUACAGCAGAGAGCCUCCAUGCUGACUGCUUCGGUAAAAGGUGGUCAGGCUUUUGUUUCUGCUACCUGUCAGAGGAAGCCAGAGAUCCAGACUACUGCCUGUCCUCCCAUUCAAAACCCUGCAAGCACACAACCUGCUCCUGUGCAAAAUGCUUACAUGAACUACCUAUCUCUGGGAACUGCUGUGAUCGAAGUAGGCAACAACUUGCACUUGAUCCUCCCAGAGGGCACCUUCCCCCUGCCUGUUACUUCAAGUUGCAGCUCAAUUGCAUCAGUGCUGACCCCAGUCAGUCAAGUGCAUACGAGCACUGUCGGUAUGAAACAAACAUACCAUCCAGCUGUAGUUAGCUCUUUGCAAAAAUACCGCACAACAGCACCGGUGCUCAUUCCUGCGCCGACACGGAAACCUUUACUGAUCUCUGCUUUGACACAUUUAAGUCCAGCUUCCUCCACUACCCCUCAACCUGCUGGCCAUGCUGCUGCUGUUAAGCCAGCGCCUACUAAACGUAAACUAAAGCAGCAGUGUGAGGCUGCCAAAGACAAAGUGCCCCAUGAUGUCCGACAGCGUUAUGUCAACAUGUUCACACAGGAGUUCCUUAAAACAACAGCCAAUGUCAACGAUGCCUUUGAAAAGGCUGUUGCUGAAGAGAGGACUGUGUACAAUCGCAGCAUUAACAAACUCAAAUAUCUGAGUAUUGCAGUGAAUUCACUGAAGAGGCUGAAGAACCAAAGUGCUGUUUCAGCUAAAGAUGAAAAAAACAUCAACAGCCAAAGGUUGAAAGGCAGCAUACCACUUGACGUGAAGAACUUAAAAGGAAAUGCAGAUGAUAUGGCAUUGUAUGAGAGUUGGAAGGAUUAUAUUUUGACUGAGGAAAGGCUGAUUGAGAGCAAUUAUCCUGUCCAGCACCCAGAGAAACCUGGUUCUGCUGCUCUUUUUGCUGACAAUAAGAAAGGCAACACAGACCCUCUCAAGAGGAUCUGCUGUCGAUGUGGGGCUACAUAUUCUGUGAGCCAAAUAGGCAAACACAUUCGCAAGGAGGAGUGCAACUAUCAUUAUGGGAAAGGAGUUAAGAAUAGAGUGCCAGGUGGAGUGGAGACCCGCUACAGCUGCUGUGAAGGGGUCAUGGGAGCACCUGGAUGUCAGGUGUUUAAGUUGCAUGUCCAUGAUUCCCUCAGCUUGGAUGGUUUUGUGUCCACCAUGCCUAGACAUCCAUCAGAUACGAGCUGUCCUGGGGUUUACUCCUUGGACUGUGAAAUGUGUUAUACUAUUCAUGGUCUGGAGCUGUCCAGAGUGACGGUGGUCAACUCUAGUCUCCAAGUAGUGUACGACACCUUCGUCAGACCUGAUAAUGAGGUCAUCGACUAUAACACCAGGUUUUCAGGCAUCAGUGAGGAAGAUGUGAAGGGUAACAACACCUCCCUCAGAGAGGUGCAGGAGACCUUAUUGAGCUUCAUUAGCGCUGACACCAUUCUGAUUGGACACGGACUGGAAACAGACCUCUGUGCCCUGAAGUUGCUCCAUGGGAUGGUAGUGGACACAUCAGUGGUCUUCCCCCACCGUCUGGGCCCCCCUCACAAACUGACCCUCAACAAUCUCACUGCUGAAUACCUCCGGAGGAUCAUCCAAGAGAGUGUUUGUGGCCACGACACUGCAGAAGACGCUGCUGCCUGCAUGGAGCUUAUGAUAUGGAAGCUCAAAGAAGAUGGAAAACUGAAAAAAAUAUGAAAAUAAAGCAAAAAAUAUUCCCCACACUGUUCAUACACGAAAAGAUAGAUGCUGUCAUGCCAAUUUGAAUGUGUGUGAAGCUCUGUUCUGAGUAUUUGGGAGGGCUGUUUGUUUUAGUUUGAUUAUGUUACUUGAUUUGUGUAAUAAUACAGUAUUUUCUGUUUGUUAAGUUUUGAUUUGCAGCCCAUGUGUUCAUGCUUGUAUAAAUAUUUUGGAUUGUGCUGUAGUGUGCUAA